AUAUACUAUAUACAGUAAUACAGAGGUCAAAGGAUAAGCUGAAUACGAUCCCCCAUUCAGAAGUAUCAUCACCGUUGCAAGGACAGUUAAUAUUGCCGCCAAAACAAAUGCUCUGUUCUCCUCUCCUCCGUGGUCUCUCUUCUCUGCAAAGCCCUCGCCUCCAACACCAAACCCUAAUUUUCAAAUUCCAAUCCAAAAACCCACCUCACUCCUUCCAUUUCUCACCACACCCCUCUCUUCAUCUCAAUUCCAUCAAGAAAAGUUUUGGACAUGAAAGGAGUUUUCUGGGUCCUUCUUGUUCAAAUUCAUCGGUAUCCAUUUUGUCGGAAGACGAUUUAGACGUUGAACUGGGGCGAUUAUUGGUGCUAUUGCCCGAAGAAAUGCGGCGGAGGAUCCGCGAGCACGCGGAGCUCCAUCAACUGAUUGAAGUGGUUAUGGAUUUGGGUCGGAAGCCUUUGGCUCGGUUUCCAUCAGGCGACUUUGUUUUGUCAGAUUACCCGAUAACAACGGACGAUCUUCAACAUGCUACUUCAUUGGUUGGUGACUUUGCUAUUGAUAAUCGAGCAGGCAUUAGCAGAACUUUACAUCGCAUUAGUGCCAUUAAAAAUCGAAAGGGUGCAAUUAUUGGUUUAACUUGUCGUGUUGGCCGAGCGAUAUCAGGAAGUGCCAAUUCAUUGCGAGAUUUGGUCAGAGACGGGACUUCUUUGUUGCUCAUUGGGCCUCCAGGAGUAGGGAAAACUACAAUUAUCAGGGAAAUAGCUCGAAUGCUUGCAAAUGAUUACGAGAAACGUGUGAUGAUUGUUGACACCUCAAAUGAAAUAGGUGGGGAUGGUGAUAUACCUCAUGCAGGGAUAGGUAAUGCUCGUAGGAUGCAAGUCCCCAGCUCUGACAUGCAACAUAAGGUAUUGAUCGAAGCAGUUGAAAAUCAUAUGCCGCAAGUGAUUGUAAUUGAUGAAAUUGGCACAAAACUUGAAGCAAUGGCUGCAAGCACAAUUGCACAGCGUGGAAUUCAGCUAGUUGCCACUGCGCAUGGAAUAACAAUAGAGAAUUUAAUAAAAAAUCCUUCAUUAGAGAUGCUUGUUGGAGGAAUACAGAGUGUGACACUAGGUGAUGAAGAGGCAAGCCGGAGGGGUGUUCAGAAAACAGUGCUGGAGAGGAUAGGACCCUCAACUUUUAGUUGUGGUGUCGAGAUAAUUUCGAAGACCAAGCUGCGAGUUCAUCGUAGUUUAGAAGCAACCGUUGAUGCAAUUCUCUCUGGUCGUUUCCCAAAUUAUGAAAUUCGCAACAUAAGUAGGGGAUUGCAAGAUGAAAAUGUACAAGGCGAACAUUUCGAUCAUGAUGUCUUUGACAACAAAAAUGAAUUUAUUGAUGAAGAUGGUUCAGAGAGGAAUGAUGAAUGGCCAGGCCAGAAUGAAUUCAUUUCUGAAAAGCCUGCUAGCAGAGGAGAAAGUUCUUGUGCUGAUGGAGUACUGCUUCGCAUGUUUGUUUAUGGGAUCCUGGAGACAAGUGUGCUACAAGGGCUUAAACAAUUAGAAAUGGAUGAUGCUGUUAAAAUUACUGAUAAUAUCAGCGAAGCAGAUGCAUUGCUUGCUUUGCAGUCCAAGCUCAAGAAAAAUCCUCGUAUUCAGGGUGCUGCUAAAUCUCAUGGCAUACCCAUUUAUGUCACAAAGACCAGCUCGUUGGCACAAUUAACAAAGGCCAUACAGGCGUUAAUAACUGAUCAUGCUGAUUUCUUAAAGGAUUUUGGAUCAGAAAACAAGAUAAAUGUGUCAGAGAAGAUCGAUGCCUUAGAGGAGGCGAGGAUAGCCAUUGAACAGGUAGUAAUACCAAAAGGGGAACCUGUGGAGCUGCUUCCAAGGCCAUCCAAGAUCAUGUCACUUCAAAAGGACCUCAUUCGUAAAUACAAGCUAGAAUCAGAGAAAGUUGGUAAGGAGAAGGAUGUUCGCCUUCGAAUCCUUCCAUCCGAGUAUAGGAUGGAUGAAGACGGACAGAGUGGUGAAAUUGUUGAUGCUAAUAGCAAGUUUGAUGAAUUUUUCAGCCAUUUCAGCCUGACCGCCGAGACAAAUGGUUCACCCUACGAUAUUGAUAGAUUGCCACUACUUCCUGACUAGCCAUCAGAAAUGUUGUAAAGGAUGUAUUUCUGCCUGACAGUUAUUUGUAUAGCAGUCUUGUAAAUUCUUGCUGCUGGAUUGGGUUCCUUGCUUAGUCUGUAUAUUGGCUGAGGCCUUCUGAGAAUCUCAAAUUUGUUACUGCUAUAAGCUUUUAGGUGCUGAUUGAAAAGAUACCCACAUCAAUUGGUCAUUACAAGUAAUUUCCAUGUUGCUGAUUUUUUUGACCUUUUAAUCUUAAAUCUGUAUUUUUGUUGACAAGAAAAUGUAAAACAAAAUGGGUUGAAACCAUAAUAAAGAAGAUAUGGUCAUCACUUUAGUUUCUA
Molecule: messenger RNA, 2434 nt
Organism: Cornus florida
Lineage: Eukaryota; Viridiplantae; Streptophyta; Magnoliopsida; Cornales; Cornaceae
Product: protein SEEDLING PLASTID DEVELOPMENT 1
Exons: 9
Coding region: 108-2111 (667 amino acids)
Molecular function (GO): ATP hydrolysis activity
Source: RefSeq, a predicted model, not a curated record